Messenger RNA from Ipomoea triloba (trilobed morning glory), 3339 nucleotides. Its product is annotated as probable LRR receptor-like serine/threonine-protein kinase At2g24230. Lineage: Eukaryota; Viridiplantae; Streptophyta; Magnoliopsida; Solanales; Convolvulaceae. Bases 532 to 3123 code for a protein of 863 amino acids. Gene Ontology annotation, molecular function: ATP binding; protein kinase activity; protein binding. Gene Ontology annotation, biological process: protein phosphorylation. The record is from RefSeq and is a predicted model, not a curated record. The transcript has a single exon.
UCCUCUCCAUUGCUCCUUUGUGGAAGCUACCUGUUUUUUGUUUUAGUAUAAGAGGGGGAUGUUUUAAGGAUUCGGAGUUUUCUGUGAUUCUGGGUGGUUAAAAUACAGAGACAAAAGCUAUUGAAGCUUGGGUUUUGUUUCUUCUGUUGGCUUUAUUACACAUGCAAGGGCAGUCAAGGUGAGCAUUUCCAUUCACUUUCUUCUUCAUUACCCCCAUAGCCUCAACCUUCCUCUAAAGAUUCUUCCUUUCUUUUUUCUCCUUGAAUUGUAUUGCUUUUGUGGCUAAAAGCCAGUGCAGAAAAGUUGGUUUCUUAGCCACUAGUGUUAUUUUCUGUGAUUUUGGAUUGUUGUGGUUAUGGAACUAGUGUUAGUGUUCUCAGAGAGGCAGAAAAGUGGUAUGGAGUCCUUGCAGAAAUGUUGAAAGUCUGAGAAAAAAGAUAGGAUUUUUUGGGAAGUUGGAGUGUUUUUUUUCUUCUCUAGUUUCUCUCCAUCAAAAGGUCAUCUUUUUGGAGUUGUACUUAUUGGGGCCUAAUGGGAUUGGGAGUUCUUGCUUCUUUUUUGGUUGUUUUUGCUGUGUGUUUUAGGCCAUUGGUUUGCCAACAGCCCAACACUGACGGGUUCUAUGUGUCUGAUUUCUUGAAAAAGAUGGGUUUCAGUUCUCCUCAAAUUGAAAACCUUUCUGCUCACUUUUGUGCCUGGGAAGGUGUGUUUUGUGAUGCUGAAAGAGUGGCUGUUGUGAAAUUGGUGGCCAGUGGUUUAGGCCUAUCUGGGGUGGUUCCUGAGAACACCAUUGGGAAACUUGCAAAGCUUGAGUCUUUGGAUCUGAGUGAUAAUGGCAUCACUGGCCUGCCUUCUGAUGUUUGGAGUUUGGGUUCUUUGAGGUCUUUUAACCUCUCAAAGAAUCUAGUCUCUGGGAAUCUCCCCAGUAACAUAGGCAAUUUUGGGCAACUUGAAAGUUUGGACCUUUCUUUCAACAAUUUCUCUGGGAGCAUUCCAGAGGCCAUGAGCUCCCUUGAAAGAUUGCAGGUUCUUAAUCUCAGCCGAAAUCGGUUUGAGUCCAGGAUUCCUUUUGGGAUUAUGAAUUGCCAGGCCUUGGUUUCCCUUGAUCUUUCGGAGAACAAGCUCGGUGACUCUCUUCAUGACGGUUUUGGUGAGGCAUUCCCCAAUCUCCAGUUCUUGAAUCUUGCUGGAAAUGGGAUUCAGGGGAAGGGCUCUGAUCUUUCCGGGAUGGUUUCUCUUACCUAUCUCAACAUUUCCAGCAAUUUGUUCCAGGGUUCUGUUUUUGGCGUUUUCGACGUUUUCGAGGGGGCAUUGGUGGUGAUUGAUCUGAGCAGAAACCAGUUCCAAGGCAACAUUUCUGAGGUAAAUUUCAGCUCAAGCUUCAACUGGUCUAGUUUAGUUUAUCUGGAUUUAUCUGAGAAUCAGAUUACUGGAGAAUUUUUCCCCCAGUUGAAUGAUGCCUGGAGUUUGAAACACGUAAAUCUUGCUUACAAUAGAUUCACUCCCCGGGAAUUUCCACAUAUUGAUAUGCUUUCUGGUUUAGAGUAUGUGAAUUUCUCUGGAACCAAUUUGAUUGGUGAAAUUCCCAGUGGCCUCUCAACCCUAAGUAGCUUGAAAGCGCUUGACCUUUCUAGGAACCAUCUUAGCAGUCGAAUUCCCUCGUUGAACACAAAAACGCUUCAAAUUCUUGAUGUUUCGUACAACAAUUUGAGUGGUGACAUCCCUUUAUCACUUAUAGAGAUAAUCCCGUCAAUGGAGAGGUUCAACUUCUCCUACAAUAACUUAACCUUUUGUGCCUCUGAUAUUCCCCCGGCUGUCCUCCACUCCGCCUUCAUUGGAUCAUCGAAUGGAUGUCCCAUUGCUGCUAACCCUGAUCUCUUGAAUAAAAAAGCUCCAAGCCAUCGGGGAUUCAAGCUUGCUUUAGCUUUAACGUUUUCCAUGGUGUUUAUGCUUCUCGGCCUGUUGAUUUUAGCUUUUGGUUGUCGUCGUAAGACCACAAUUUGGGCAGUGAAGCAGAAUUCAUACAAGGAAGAUCAGCAGCAUAUAUCUGGCCCCUUCUCGUUUCAGACUGAUUCGACCUUGUGGGUUGCUGAUGUUAAACAAGCUAACUCGGUCCCUGUAGUGAUCUUUGAGAAACCGUUGCUCAAUUUCACAUUUGCUGACCUCUUGUCUGCAACGUCUAAUUUCGACCGAGACACGUUGUUGGCUGAGGGGAGGUUCGGGCCUGUUUAUAGAGGGUUUUUGCCCGGUGGGAAUCAUGUGGCUGUUAAAGUUUUGGUUCACGGUUCAACUAUGACUGACCAAGAAGCUGUAAGGGAGCUCGAGUAUCUCGGGCGGAUUAAACAUCCCAACCUUGUCCCGCUCACCGGAUACUGCUUGGCUGGGGACCAAAGAAUUGCCAUUUAUCAUUACAUGGAGAACGGGAAUUUGCAAAAUUUGCUUCACGACUUGCCACUCGGUGUUCAAACUACAGAAGAUUGGAGCACAGAUAUGUGGGAAGAAGAAGACGUUAAUGGUAUUCAGAAUGUGAGGUCUGAUGGGCUGCUAACCACUUGGCGAUUCAGGCAUAAAAUAGCUCUAGGUACUGCCAGGGCUCUCGCGUUUCUCCACCAUGGCUGCUCACCGCCUAUUAUACAUAGAGACGUGAAGGCUAGCAGCGUUUAUCUCGAUAUGAACUUGGAGCCUAGACUAUCUGAUUUCGGGCUAGCUAAAAUCUUCGGUUACAGUCUCGAAGAUGAGAUCACUAAUGGUUCCCCUGGAUAUACACCGCCCGAGUGUCUUCAGCCAGCUGAAAUGUGUUCCCCAAACGCAAUUACGCCUAAAUCUGAUGUUUACGGGUUUGGAGUUGUCCUUUUUGAGCUAAUAACCGGGAAAAAGCCCGUUGGAGACGAUUAUCCAGAAGAUAAAGACAGCAAUUUGGUUAGCUGGGUUCGAGGAUUAGUGAAGAAGAGCCAGGCCUCGAGAGCUAUUGAUCCAAAAGUUCGUGGAACUGGACCCGAAACUGAAAUGGUCGAGGCCUUGAAGAUCGGCUAUCUAUGCACAGCAGAACAUCCUUCAAAGCGGCCAAGUAUGCAGCAGAUAGUUGGUCUCCUCAAGGAUAUCGAAAGCACCACAGCACAAUAACAACAGUAAAACUCUAUUAGUUAAACCUUUCUUAUCUGUUCUUUUCCCGUUUUAAGUCCCCUCUAAUCCCCUAUGUUGCCCCGAGGGGAUUGUACAGUAGUCCAAUAUUUCAUCUCGGGAUUUUGCAAUGUUUUUCUCAUUCACCAUAUAAUUCUAGCAGUGAAAAUUCAUAUUUAUAACACGGACGACUUGAAUUAGUACUCUGAUCUUAUCUUA